UACUUAAAAACACCAACGACAUACUUCAAGUUUAAGCACUUAAUCGCACCGCACCGCCCACCCGGACAACAUUCGCAGUUGCACCGGAAGUAGGAAACGCGUGUGGCAGCGGGUUCCUCACUGUCACCGCACGACCAGAAAACAUGAUGGAGACCGCGACUGACGGCCGCUGGGAAACUUUACCGGUGAAGAUCAACGACCAAAUUCUGCGGACGCUCGCGGAGCUGGAGUUCACGCACAUGACCCCGGUCCAGGCCGCCUGCAUUCCCCUGUUCGUGGGCAACAAAGACGUGGCGGCCGAAGCGGUGACGGGCAGCGGCAAGACGCUCGCUUUCGUCAUCCCCCUGCUGGAGAUCCUGCUGAGACGGGAGGAGAAACUGAAAAAAAUGCAGGUGGGUGCCUUGAUCAUCACACCCACACGUGAGCUGGCCCUUCAGAUCAGUGAGGUGGUGGAGAGGUUCAUACAGAGCUUCCCUCAGUUCAGGCAGAUACUUCUAAUUGGGGGGAGCAACCCGAUUGAAGAUGUGGAGAAGUUCAGAACGUUUGGGGCCAACAUCGUGAUCGGGACGCCGGGCCGUCUGGAGGACAUGUUCCGCAGGAAGGCUGACGGGUUGGACCUGGCAAGCUGCGUGAAGUCGUUGGACGUCCUGGUUCUUGAUGAAGCCGACCGUCUUCUGGACAUGGGCUUUGAAGCAAGCCUGAACACCAUCCUGGGCUUCUUGCCGAAGCAAAGACGCACGGGUCUGUUCUCAGCCACGCAGACCCAGGAGCUGGAGAAGCUGGUGCGGGCCGGCCUGCGGAACCCCGUGCGCAUCACCGUAAAGGAGAAGGGGGUGGCGGCCACCAGCGUCCAGAAGACCCCUGCUAGACUCAGCAACUUUUAUAUGGUAUGCAGGGCGGAUGAGAAGUUCAACACUCUGGUGGCCUUCCUUAGGCAGCACAAGCAUGAGAAACAGCUGGUGUUCUUCAGCACGUGCGCCUGCGUGGAGUACUAUGGCAGGGCCCUGGAGCUCCUUGUGAAGAAUGUCCCAGUCCACUGCAUCCACGGCAAGAUGAAGCACAAGCGCAACAAGAUCUUCUCCGAGUUUCGCAAGUUGAAGAGUGGCAUCCUGGUCUGCACGGACGUCAUGGCUCGUGGCAUCGACAUCCCAGAGGUCAACUGGGUCUUGCAGUAUGACCCUCCCAGCAGCGCAAGCGCCUUUGUCCACCGGUGCGGACGUACGGCACGGAUAGGCAACCAGGGCAGUGCUCUCGUCUUCCUGCUUCCCAUGGAGGAGUCUUACGUCAACUUCCUCUCCAUCAACCAGAAAUGUCCCUUGCAGCAGAUGCCUCUCGUGAAGGAUGUGGUGGAUGUGCUGCCCAAGCUGAAGGCCAUGGCCCUGGGCGACCGUGCCGUAUUUGAGAGGGGCAUGCGGGCCUUUGUCUCCUAUGUCCAGGCCUACGCCAAGCACGAGUGCAGCCUCAUCUUCAGGGUUAAAGACCUGGAUUUCGGCGCUCUAGCGCGUGGCUUUGCUCUCCUCCGAAUGCCUCGAAUGCCCGAGCUGCGGGCCAAAACCUUCCCCGACUUCGUGGAGGAGGCUGUGGACACGGACGCCAUCCGCUACAAGGAUAAGAACCGCGAGAAGCAGAGGCAGAAGCAGCUGGCGGAGAAGAAGGAACGUAAGGUGGAGACUCUACCGACCAGGAAGAACUUCCAGAAGAACAAGGCCUGGUCCAAGCAGAAAUCCAAGAAGGACAGAAGGAAACGCAUGGCUGCUAAGCGUAAGCAGGAUGAGGGGUCGGACGUGGAUGACGAGGACAUGAAGGAGCUGCUGAAUGACACCCGGCUGCUGAAACGGCUCAAGAAAGGGAAAAUCAGCGAGGAGGACUUUGAGAAGCAGCUGACUGCAGGGUGCACGUCCCGGGUGGGGGGCAGGGGGGCUUCGCAGCAGGGUUCCAGCUCUGGGAUGGAGGAAGAGGAUGAGAUGUGAUACAUUCGCUCACCCUUCCCAGGCAACCGAAACCCUCCUGCCUUGAUCCCAAUAUGUCUGAUGUGCAUCCUGAUGACCAGCUGGACUAGGAGCGGUCAACACCUGUCUGAUGCUGCAGGUUCCUGCAGGUGCCUCUUGCUGACGCCCUUCACCGCGUGGCCCGGCACCGUUCAGGUUCCAUUUCUUGCGGCCAGCAGGUGGAGGUGAGCGGGAGAAGAUCAGAGAGCCCUUGCCGGGGGGGAGCGGUCCCGGUGCUGCCGUGUCCAUUUCAGUCGCCCGGUUGGAGUUAACGUCGUUCAGCCGACUCACUUCCAAGCAGCGGUUCCUUGCUGCGCGGCUGCAUGAUGCAAGUGGUUUAUUUUGACGUCGAUGAAGCGAUUCCGGUGCAGCCGCAACAGACCCGUCGGAUAAAGAGCUCCAUGCUGUCUCAACAGCUUUCUGACCCUGUACAUUAAAGCUUUUUUUUUUUUUUAAAAAAAUAAAUUAGUUUUAAUAAU
Molecule: messenger RNA, 2467 nt
Organism: Scleropages formosus (Asian bonytongue)
Lineage: Eukaryota; Metazoa; Chordata; Actinopteri; Osteoglossiformes; Osteoglossidae
Gene: ddx55
Product: DEAD (Asp-Glu-Ala-Asp) box polypeptide 55
Exons: 14
Coding region: 144-1970 (608 amino acids)
Molecular function (GO): nucleic acid binding; ATP binding
Source: RefSeq, a predicted model, not a curated record